Portunus trituberculatus (swimming crab) is the source of this 1486-nucleotide messenger RNA. RefSeq names its product carboxypeptidase B-like. Gene Ontology annotation, molecular function: metallocarboxypeptidase activity; zinc ion binding. The transcript has 9 exons. Gene Ontology annotation, biological process: proteolysis. The coding region runs from base 1 to 1407 and encodes 468 amino acids. Lineage: Eukaryota; Metazoa; Arthropoda; Malacostraca; Decapoda; Portunidae. The record is from RefSeq and is a predicted model, not a curated record.
AUGCCAUCUUCUUCACUGACUCUCACCUGUCCCCCAUCUUCUACACUGAACAUACUCAGUCUGCUCCUUACCUAUGAUCUAAACUGGAAACUUCACGACUCAUCUCCAGCUAAAACAGUUUCUAUGAGGUUGGGCAUUCUGAGUCAUCUCUCUUUUUUCCUCAACUCAAAAAGGCCUUGGGCAGUGGAACACAAUGGUCAGAUCAUCGGCCACACCUGCAUCUGGCUGACAGUCUCGCGUCUUUACAGGUACCGUGUGGUGAGCGUGACGCCGUCCACCAGUGCCCAGGUGAGCCUGGUGAACUUCCUCAUCAAGAGACAUCACCUGGAAGAAUGGACUCACGCACGCAAGCCUGGAGUGUCCAUGGACCUGAUGGUGCCGCCCAGGAGCUUCAAGGCGCUGCUCAGGACACUCCACAAGUACCGCGUGCCCGUCAUCACUAAGAUUGACAACGUGCAGGCACUCAUUGACGAGCAGAUGAAGCAGCACCGCGUCCUCGACACUCUGCCGCGAAGCUUCGACCACACUCGCUACCACCGCCUGGACGAGAUAUACUCCAUCCUGGACGGCGUGGAGACAGACUCGGAGUUGGUGACUACCUACGUAGCUGGCACCACUUACGAGGGCCGGGACAUCCGCGUCGCUAAGGUCUCUUCAGGCGGCAGCAAGGAAGCCAUCUGGAUUGACUGCGGCAUCCACGCUAGGGAGUGGGUCUCGCCUGCCACGUGCCUGUACAUCCUAGACCAGCUCACCUCCGGCAGCAGCGAGGCCACACGACUCCUCGACUCGCACGACUUCUAUAUCAUGCCCUCUGCCAAUCCCGACGGCUACGAAUACACCUGGACCAACAACCGGAUAUGGCGCAAGAACCGCGUGCCUUACGGAAGCCUCGGCUGUCACGGCACAGAUCCCAACCGUAACUUCGAUUCUGAUUUCGGUGGUCCAGGCACCUCCAACAGCCCUUGCUCCGACAUCUAUCACGGUCCCUCGGCCUUCUCAGAGAAAGAAUCCCAAGCCAUCCGUGACUCAGUGACGUCCCACAGACCCAGGAUGUUCUUCACCCUCCACUCCUACUCCCAGCUCUGGAUGACACCCUACGGCUACACCCACAGCCUGCCCGCCAACUACGACGAACAGCACCGCGUGGCUGGCGUGGGCGUGAACGCGCUGACAGCUGUCCACGGCACCAGAUUUAAUAUGUCAUAUAUGAGUGUUUCUUUCUCUUUAUAUCCGGCAGCGGGCGGCAGCAGUGACUGGGCCUACGACUCGGCUGGCAUCCAAUAUGCCUAUGCCCUGGAGCUGAGGGAUACUGGCAACUAUGGCUUCCUGCUUCCUCCUGAGCAGAUCCUCCCCACUGGUGAGGAAACCUUUGUUGGCAUCGUCGCCGCCAUCGAUGCUGCCAAGUAGUGUGUGGUGUUCAGUGACUAGCUCAACACAGCCACGGGUGGGAAAUUUAUUGUCUUCUGUAAUAAAUGCUUCAGAAGAA